GAGACCUACGAGAGACCCAAAGACGGCAUGAUGUGGGACUGCACGUGUAUCGGCUCUGGUCGGGGGAAGAUCAGCUGCACCAUAGCAAAUCGCUGCCAUGAAGGUGGGAGGUCCUACAAGAUCGGGGACACGUGGCAGAGACCACAUGACACUGAGGACUACAUGCUGGAGUGUGUGUGUCUGGGGAAUGGCAAGGGAGAGUGGACCUGCAAGCCCGUAGCUGAGCGUUGCUACGACAACAACGCAGCAUCAUCAUACGUGGUGGGAGAGACCUGGGAGAAACCCUACCAAGGCUGGAUGAUGCUAGACUGCACUUGUCUCGGAGAGGGAAAUGGGCGUAUCACCUGCACCUCAAGGAACCGCUGCAAUGACCAGGAAACCAAAAAGUCCUACCGCAUCGGUGACACAUGGUCCAAGACUGACACCAACGGGAACGCCCUGCAGUGUUUGUGUUUGGGAAACGGUCGCGGCGAGUGGAAGUGCGACCGCCACAGCUCCGGCCAGGGCACAGGUUCUGUGGUGGUGACCCACCUCCAACCUCAACCGCAGCCCGAGCUUACUAUCGAAGGAACCUGCCGCACCGACUCUGGAGCCACCUACUUUGACGGACAGCGCUGGAUCCGAAACCAGGGCAGCACGCAGAUGCUGUGUACUUGUCUGGGCAACGGCGUCAGCUGCCAGGAGUGGGAGGCCAGGAGCCAAGUGUACAGUGGCAACUCCAACGGGCUGCCCUGUGUUUUCCCAUUUGUUUACAACGGGAAGACCCACUACUCCUGCACCUCAGACGGACGCACAGACGGGCAGCUGUGGUGCUCCACCACCUCCGACUACGAGCGAGACCAGCAGUACUCCUUCUGUACCGAGAAGAACGCCAUCGUGGCCACACGAGGAGGAAACUCCUUUGGCGCCCUUUGCCACUUCCCUUACCUGUACAGCGGCCGCAACUACACCGACUGCACGUCUGACGGCCGCCGUGACAGCAUGAGGUGGUGUGGCACCACCUACAACUAUGAUGCCGACCAACACUAUGGAUUCUGCCCCAUGGCUGCUCAGGAGGAGGUGUGCACCACCAACGACGGCGUCAUGCACCGCGUGGGAGACAAGUGGGACAAGCGCCAUGACGUCAUGGGUCACAUGAUGGAGUGCACGUGCCUGGGCAGUGGCCGCGGCGAGUGGAACUGCGUCGCCCACUCACAGCUGCGAGACCAGUGCAUCGUGGACAGUCUGACCUACGAGGUCAACCAGCAGUUCUCCAAGAGCCACGAUGAAGGCUACAUGAUGAACUGCACCUGCUACGGACAGGGACGUGGACGCUGGAAGUGCGACGCCAUCGAUCAGUGUCAGGAGCCUCAGACCAGAGCCUACUACCAGAUCGGAGAGACCUGGGACAAAAUUAUCCACAGCGUCCAGUACCGCUGUUAUUGCUAUGGCAACGGGAUCGGAGAAAUGAGAUGUGAUCCCCAGCAGACUCAACAAGGCGCCCACCGGCCGGUCCAGGUCAUCAUCACGGAGGCGGGCAAGCAGCCAGACUCCCACCCCAUCCAGUGGGACCCCCCCUCCUCGGUGCACAUCACGCAGUACAUCCUCAAAUGGAAAAUUAAAAAUUCCCGCGGCCCCUGGAGGGAGGCGGUGGUUCCCGGACACCUGAACUCCUACACCAUCAGUGGUCUGCGUCCCGGCGUCACCUACGAGGGUCAGCUGAUCAGCAUCUUGCAGUACGGACAGCGGGAGGUCACGCGCUUCGACUUCACCACCAACCAAGGUUCAUUGGAGACAUCCGAGGGAGAGACCACCCAACUUCCUCCUCUGGUGGACACCUCCGAGUCGGUGACAGAAAUCACCUCCAACAGCUUCGUGGUGUCCUGGACCUCGGCCUCGUCCACCAUCUCCGGCUUCAGGGUGGAGUACGAGCUCAGCGAGCAGGGCGCAAAGCGGAAAGUUCUGGAUGUUCCUCGGACUUCCACUUCCGUCACCAUCGGCGACCUCCUGCCAGGGCGCAGGUACAACGUUAACGUCUACGAGCUGCCAGACGACGGUGACGCCACCCUCAUCCUGUCCACAUCACAGACUACAGCUCCUGACACUCCUGCUCAGCACACCAUUGACGACGUGGGAGAGACGUCAAUCCGCAUCAGAUGGUCCAGACCUGAAGCUCCUAUCACUGGUUACCGUGUGGUGUACGCGCCUUCACUGGAGGGCAGCAGCACGGAGCUCAGCCUGCCCGACUCGGAGACCUCGGUGACCCUGGUUGACCUUUACCCUGGCGUCCUGUACAACAUCAGCAUCUUCGCCGUAGAGGAGAACCAGGAGAGCGAGCCGGUAUUUUUCCAGGUCAGCACAGCUGGAUCUGCUCAACCAGAGGAAGUGGCGUCGCCCACAGACCUGCAGUUCUACGAGGUGACCGACGUGAAGAUCACCAUCACCUGGAACGGCCCCCCCAGCGAGGUGACGGGCUACCGGGUCACCUUCUCCCCCCUGGGUCCGGACGGCACGGAGAUCCGCCCCCUCCAGCUGCCCGUGUCGGCCAACGCCUUCGCCGACAUCACCCACCUGCAGCCCGGCACUCUGUACCGCUUCUACAUCUACGCCGUCAACGGCGGCGUGGAGAGCGAGCCGCUGGUGGGGCAGAUGUCCACCAAACCGGACGCUCCCACCAACGUGCACUUCACUGACAUCGGGCCGGACAGCGCUCUGGUCAUGUGGGAGGCUCCUCACGCGGCGGUGUCGGGGUAUCGCCUCUUCUUGAGCGUGCAGGGCGCCAACCCCGUGGAGAAGAGAAUCCCGGGCGGCGUCACCGAGUACCCUCUGAGGAACCUGCGCCCGGAAACCGAUUACACCGCCGUCCUGCACUCUGAGCUGGACAAUGUGCUGAGUGAGGCCGUCACCACGUACUUCACCACAGCGCCACAAAUGGGAAACGCACCUGCUUUCAGCUCCGAGGUCACUGACACGGCCAUCAUCAUCACCUGGAUACCUGUCCGCAGGUUUAGCUACAAGCUGUCGGUGCUCCCCAGCCAGGAAGGCGAGUCUCCCAAACACAAGACCUCAGACUCCGGACGCGUUUCUGUCACGGGUUUGAUUCCUGGAACACAGUACACCUACAAGGUGCAGCCCAUGUUCAACGGGCGGCCCCGCGGGAACCCAAUCACUCGCAACGCCGUCACUGCUUUGUCCCCGCCCACUGACCUGAGAGUCCAGUCCAACUCUGACACAGGAGAUCUCAUCGUCCACUGGAGCCCCUCCAAGACCCCAGACAUCACCGACUACAAGGUGUCCAGCACGCCCACUAGUGGCCAGAAGGGGAACAGCAUCGAGGAGUUUGUGCGUGCUGACCAGACCUCCUGCAUGCUGGAGAACCUCAACCUGGGCGUGGAGUACAACAUCAGUGUCUACGCCGUCAAGGGCAACCUGGAGAGUGAGCCCGUGUCCACCAUCAUCACCCCAGACAUACGUGCUCCCAGACACAUUGACUUUGUGGACAUUACUGAUACCACCAUGGGUCUGCGCUGGAUCCCCCUCAACUACUCCGCCCUGACGGGCUACCGGAUAACGGUGGCCUCGUCGGGCGAGAGCGUGCCAAUUUUCCAAGACAUGGUGGACGCGUCCGCCGGUUAUUACACCGUCCGUGGUUUGGAGCCCGGCGUGGACUAUGACAUCAGUAUCGCCACGGUUACAGAGGAAGGGGAAAGCGAGCCCACCGUACACACAAAGCAAACUCAAGCGGUCAUUCCAGCGCCCACCAACCUGCACUUUGGAGGGGUGGGCCCCGACCACAUCAGGGUCACAUGGACCGUCCCCCACGUGGCGACCCCCAGCGACAUCUCUCGCUUUGUCCUCCGCUACCACCCUGUGACCCGGGACCAUGACGUCAAGGAGGUCAAUGUGGGCGGAGCCUCCAACACCUUCCUGCUGGAGAACCUUCACCCUGACACGGAGUACCGCAUCAGCGUGGUCUACAUGUACGGCGAGAGAGAGAGUAACCCUGCCUCAGGAACUCAGAGGACCGCUCUGGAUUCCCCUAGCGAUCUGGUCUUCUCCGAGGUCCAGACCAACUCCUUCACCAUCCACUGGCGCCCUCCCACCGCCUCCAUCACGGGGUACCGCGUCCGCCACCAGAGGACCAGCGGCGGGCGGGCCACGGACGAGAGACUUCCUCCCAGCAGGACUCAUUUCACUCUGACGGGCCUGGCACCGGAGACGGAGUACAUCAUCGAGGUGUACGCCGUCAACAACAACCAGGAGAGCGCCCCCGUGACCGCCACUCAGGGCACCAUUUCUGACGCCCCCACGGACCUGGAGGUCAUGUCCGCCACACCCACCACCAUCACCAUCCGCUGGGACGCUCCCUCGGUCGCAGUCAAGCAGUACCGGAUCACCUAUGGAGGAUCAGGCGGCGAGACUCCUCAAGAGUUCAGCAUCCCAGGUACUCAGACCACGGCCACCAUCACUGGUCUGCACCCAGGCACUGACUACACCAUCACGGUCUACGCCGUCACCGGGCGAGGAGAUAGCCCCUCCUCCAACACCCCCGUCUACAUCACACACAAGACCGACAUUGAGGCCCCCGGGAACAUGGACGUGACCGACGUGAGCGACAACGCCAUCACGGUGCGCUGGUCGCCUGCUCGCGGACCCAUCACGGGCUACAGGGUGACGGGGGUCCCCAAGGACGGUCAGGGACCGGCCUACUCCAAGGACGUGUCUCCUGCUCAGACUGAGAUGACCCUCACAGGCCUGAUGCCCACAGUGGAGUACGUGGUCAGCGUGGCAGCACUGGGUGCUGAUGGUCAGCCUUCAUCUGCAGUGGUGGACAACGCCAUCACGGCCAUGGACCGUCCCAAAGACCUGACCUUCUCAGACAUCGACCACAAGUCCAUGGUCAUCUCCUGGGACCGCCCUGAGGGAGCGGUGACAUCAUACCGCGUCUUGUACUCCAGUCCUGAUGAUGGCGAGCAGGAGCUGCGUCCGGCCCCCAGAGGGGACCAGGACAACGUGGCCAUCAAGGGUCUGCGUGCGGGGACAGAGUACACGGUCAAGGUCAUCGCCCUGCACGGUCGCACACCCAGCACACCACUGGUGGGGACUCAGGCCACAGUCAUCCCGUCUCCGAGCAACCUGCUCAUCUCAGAAGUGGGACCGUCCUCCUUCGCCGUGUCAUGGCAAGCCCCCAACGCGCGGCUGACAGGAUACCGCGUGGUCGUUAGCCCCCGCAACAUCAACGCCCCCGCCAAGGAGAUGAACGUUGCUCCCGACACCACGCGGGUGCUGGUGCCCGGCCUCAUGGUGGCCACCGCAUACCAGGUGCGUGUCUACGCUCUGAAGGACUCGGUCACCAGCAGACCACUGGAGGGAGAGACCACCACGCUGGAAGACAUCAGUCCGCCUCGCCGCGUGCGCAUCGUCGAGGUGAAGGGCGACUCUUUCACCCUCAACUGGCGCUCCAAGGGAGACACGCUGACGGGGUUCCUGAUUGAAGCCACGCCCACCUCCAGCUCAAGCCCCGCCAUCGUCAAGACCAUCCCGGCGGACGUUUACACCUACACGGUCUCGGGACUGCAGCCAGGCACCACCUACUCUGUUCACCUGUACACGCUCAAUGGCAACACCAGGAGCGCACCUGUGCCUCUUACUGUUCAAACAGCUAAACCAGCCGUCCAAGCUCCCACCGACUUCCAGGUGACAUCUUUGACUCCCACCGACAUCUCCUUCACCUGGCAACCUCCUGCCACGCCCAUCACGGGCUACUACGUCACCUACUCAGAGCCCAGGGCCACGCCCAGGGAGCUGAAGCCACGCCCCCACGCCGGCCAGAACUACGCCACCAUAUCUGGUCUGAAGCCUGCGACUGAGUACAUCAUCAGGAUUGUGGCCAUCCAGAACACGCAGAGAAGUCCUCCUCUGGUGGGCAGAAUCAGGACUCAACCAGGAUCCUUGCUGCCGGUGCCACUCCCUCAUCGCCCGGGAGACGUGACUGACAGGCUGGACGUGCCAGAACUGGACCUGGGCAACCGGGUCCAUCUGGUGGGCUCCAACGGGCAGGAGGGUGUGGGCGGUCAGAGCCAGCACGUGGAGGAGUACAACAACAACAACAAUGGCGGUCAGGGUCAAUGGCCGCUCGUCUUCCUUCCUCUGCCCGACGCUGACGGCCGCCGCCAACCUUACGUCAAACUCAACGUGCCGCAUGGCCUCACCUUUCCUAACGAGUCACGUCUCCCCCUGGAGGCCCAGACCAGAACCACACUGUCAUGGCAGCCCUACAGUCAGAGCAACGCCUACCUGGUCUCCUGCAACCCCGUCACACACCUGGACGAGCAGAUGUUCCAGGUGCGCCUACCAGGGACCACCACCACCGCCACGCUGGUGGGACUGACCCAGGGCGCCGACUACCAGGUCCUGGUGGAGGCCCUGAAGGGGUCGCUGAAACACAAAGUCCUGGAACAGACCAUCUCUGCUGGGAACACAAUUCCUGACGGACUUCCUUCCACGGUCCCAGACGGACUUCCUGCCACAGACGACGCCUGCUAUGAUACUUUCACCGCCACCUACCAUGAUGUGGGCGCCGAGUGGGAGCGCAUGUCUGAGACCGGCUUCAAGCUGUGGUGCAGAUGUUUGGGUCUGGGCCGAGGUCACUUCCGCUGUGACUCCUCCAGGUGGUGCCAUGACAACGGGCAGAACUACCGCGUGGGAGAAAAGUGGGACCGGCAGGCGGAGAAUGGUCACAUGAUGAGCUGCACGUGCUCGGGGAACGGCAAAGGAGAGUUCAAGUGUGAACCUCACGAGUCAGUUUGCUACGACGAGGGCAAAACCUUCCAGGUGGGCAACCAGUGGCAGAAAGAAUACCUGGGCGCCAUUUGUACCUGCACCUGCCACGGAGGGCAGCAGGGCUGGAGAUGUGAGAAUUGUGUGAGACCUUCUUCUGCUGCUGCUGACACCGGCCUGCUGACACCUGUCCGAUACGGAGGCAGCACACUCAUCAAGAACAUCCAUUGUCCCAUCGAGUGUCUGAGACCUGACCUGCUGGCAAACACCCACGUGGUCCCGGACUCUCGAGAGUGAAGUCCACCCAUCCCCCGCUUCGCUUCUUCCACCACUGCACUGCCUCACCACAACCCUGACCCCUCACCACAACCCAGACCCCUCACCACAACACAAUCAUCCUUCCACGCGUCACCUUCUCCAGCUUCCAGGAGAGAGAAGAAGCCAUUGCAGUUUUUGUCAGAGUUCUUGUGUUCCUGCAAGCAAAAAGGUGACACUAUCCCUUUAAGAAUAAUUUAUCCUUUCUUUUCUGUGUGAAUUGUUUGUGUUUUUGUACUUUGUUGUUCCUGCCAAACUUGUUUCUACUGCACAAAAGUCCAUCCUUGUAAUAAAGUUGGAAAGAUCACCA
Entelurus aequoreus (snake pipefish) is the source of this 7384-nucleotide messenger RNA. Its product is annotated as fibronectin-like. Gene Ontology annotation, biological process: heart development; cell-substrate junction assembly; nervous system development. Gene Ontology annotation, molecular function: proteoglycan binding; integrin binding. Gene Ontology annotation, cellular component: extracellular region. The transcript is spliced from 44 exons. Bases 28 to 7056 code for a protein of 2342 amino acids. The record is from RefSeq and is a predicted model, not a curated record. NCBI's taxonomy places the organism in Eukaryota, Metazoa, Chordata, Actinopteri, Syngnathiformes, Syngnathidae.